This is a messenger RNA of Aspergillus ochraceoroseus IBT 24754, 910 nucleotides long. RefSeq lists its product as uncharacterized. The transcript has a single exon. The record is from RefSeq and is a predicted model, not a curated record. NCBI's taxonomy places the organism in Eukaryota, Fungi, Ascomycota, Eurotiomycetes, Eurotiales, Aspergillaceae. The coding region runs from base 317 to 772 and encodes 151 amino acids.
UAUUUUUAGCAUUCACGUUCCCUAGUACUAAAUAGUACCGUUCACUUUGUUGUUUGUUGAUCUUCUCGACCAUAUACUAGUACUAUUAUACGGAGUACUAUGUAGCGUGAAAGGGGAAGACGACGGAGGAAGAGAAGAAAGGGGUAGGGAGUCUUGGCUUAGCGGGCGCAGAUGCCUGGCCCAGCGGCUAGGUAUGAUGAUCGUACACAAUAGAAUUAUAAUUAACCGUUGAUUUACAGCUGACUCCCACGGAUUAGGUAUAAGCAUUGUGCAUAUAGUAAUUACCAAGACUUGGGGCGUCUGACGACCUUUGAAGAUGUGGAAGUGGCUUGGGGGGGCGGAGGAAUGCCAAGAGAGGAUUGUAAACAAGCCACGUAGAUCUGGGCUGACCAAAGUAAAGACUCGGAGAGGGAGAGGAGAAGGCGGUUGGGCAGAGGUUGCUGUAGGACUUCUGUAUGACGAAGGGUCCGCUGAUUUGUCUGUCUGGUGGUCAGCGGAGUGGCACGGAGUACACCGGGCGGAUAGGAAGAGCUGUAGGGUUGGUAAAAGGAAGCAGAUUGUCUUGGAUGUUUGUUUGGUCUCCGAUUCUAGAUCUUGGUUGGUUAUCGUGAUGCGCGCCUCGGAGGCAAAAGUCCUGUCCAAAUCCACAGUACAACUCCAAGCUCAAGUUUGCUCCUUUUCUCUCACCAUCUCUAACUCAGGUCAAAGAUCAGGUCUCAUCCUCGAUCGCCAAGCCUUGGGAAUGAUAUUAGAGGCAUAUGAUCCACGAUGAUCUACCGCCAACAGAAAUAACUCCGGAGUAGAGCGCGUUCUCGGUAUACAGAGUUCAAGGCACGAGCUCACCUUAGUCGGACUCCGUGGAACUCCGUGCAGGCUUGGAUUGAAGAAUUUGAGAUAACUCUUGGCGCAG